AUGGAGCAAGGCGGCAGCUGCAGCCGGUGGAGUCCUAAUGUUCCAGAAGGUGAUGGUCAGGGCGCUUGCACGCCAAGCCAUCGGCACACCGCCGAUUCUUCAAACGAAGGGGAGAGCGAUCGAGAUGCGAUCGUGCAUUUUCAUUGGGAGCCUGGGCAACUGCUGAAUCGAAGGUAUCGACUGCACUCUCUUGCUGGCGAAGGGACAUUUGGCCGAGUCUGCCUGGCCACCGACACGACGAAAAAAACCCAGGUCGCGAUCAAGAUCAUUCGCGAUGUCACGCAGUUUAGAGAGGCCGCACAAGAGGAGGCAGCCAUCUUGGCGACUAUUUGUGCAGCUGACCCGUGGGGGCAAUUUCGUUGCUGCCGGAUGCACACUUCCUUCCUUCACGACUCCAGGUUCUUCUGCAUGGUCCUUGAGCCUUUGGGCUGCAGCCUGUACGAGUCCAUCAAGGCGAACGAUUACAGAGGGUUUUGGCUUCAGGACAUUCAGAUCAUUGCAAAGCAGCUCUUGUAUGCCCUGAACUUCUUGCAUACGAAGAUGAGAUAUACCCACACGGACUUGAAGCCAGAGAACAUCAUGUUGACCAGCAUGGAGCCUGCAAGGCCGGAGUGGUUUCCAAGGGAGGAGUUCUGCGAGGGCGACGGAGUGCUGCGCAAGAAGAAAAGGAGUCGCCACCAGUACCUGCGACCACGUAGUGCGGGCAUCAAGAUCAUCGACUUUGGCAACACGAUUCGGGAACAUGAUCGCCGCGAAACCAUCAUCAACACGCGGCAGUAUCGGGGCCCUGAGGUGAUUUUGGAGCUUGGCUGGGAUGAGAAGUCCGAUCUUUGGUCAGCUGGCUGCAUCCUCAUGGAGCUGUACACUGGUGAGAUGCUCUUUGGUACGCAUGAGAACAUGGAACACCUGGCUCUUGUGGAGGAGAUCCUUGCUCCGCUGUACCGAUCUCGGCAAGCAUUGAAACCGACUUAG
Symbiodinium necroappetens is the source of this 972-nucleotide messenger RNA. Lineage: Eukaryota; Dinophyceae; Suessiales; Symbiodiniaceae. The record is from the annotation of a GenBank genome assembly.